This is a messenger RNA of Symbiodinium sp. CCMP2456, 1100 nucleotides long. The record is from the annotation of a GenBank genome assembly. NCBI's taxonomy places the organism in Eukaryota, Dinophyceae, Suessiales, Symbiodiniaceae.
CUACUACGACAACACCACGCUGCUCCCCGAGGGAUGGGCAGAGGUGGCCGUGGCAAACAGCAGUCAUGGACGUGGUCACAGCAGCGCCCCACAGGAAGAGGACGCACAGAUCAGGGAUCGCUACGACAAGAUCGACCUUGCGGAGGAGCAACGAGGAGGCGGACGCAAGGGACUUCAGAAAGGGGCUUCCGGAGAUGCUGGAGUACUACAAGAAGUUCAGAAAGCCCUUACACAGGCCAGGAGGGCGGAUGCACGGCUCCGCAAAAUCCAAGAGGAGAAGGCGCAGAGGGCGAAGCAAUGGACCAUCUACAAGCAGAACCUCAAGGAGAAGCUCUUCCGACAACAGGCGGCCUACGAGCAGGAUCUGGCCAGGCUGGAAGAGGAGACGAUCACGGUGACGCAGACCGGUCAGGAGGCAGCUGCAAGGGUGAGAGACGUCAUUGUUCGCGGCAUCGAGGGAGCGCCCAGACCAGAGCCAGCACAGGACGUCGAAGAGGCGUGGAAUGCCUUCAUGGACGAGGACGACGAGGUGCCCGAGCAGCAUGGUUUCCUUGCAGAAGCACUCCAGUUUGCCAGAGGCAGGGACAUCCGUUUCGAGAGGGAAGUGGUGGCCCCGGAGCCUGCCCCCGCGGCUGGCAAAGGAGACCGGGACCCUCUGAGUGGGCUGUCCGGGAUCUUCCCUGGUGUGAAGCCUGGUGGCAGCUUGGGGAGGCCUCCCACUACGUCGACCGAAGAGAAAAUCGGGGACAAGCCUCCCUCUCUGGAAACGGCAACCUGCUCGGCAUCCGAUGCGACUGGUGGGUACGCAAUCCCCACUCUCAGCAAAGGGCCCUAUGUGCCCUCGCCCAAUUCGAGAGGACACCUCUCGUCUCCGAGUCUGGGCAGGCGCCUGCCGGUCAAAGCUCGCACCAAGCCGGAAAUGGGUGCGCCCUCUGGCCCUACGCUGCAGGCGAAACUGGACAUGAAACGUGGCCAGGCGAUGCAGCCGUUCAGAGUGGACCCGAUCGCGGGCAGGGACAACCCCGUUCACAGCACAGGCGAAGACACCUCCAGACCAGAGCUCUCGGUCGACGUCGACGCAGAGAUGCCGCCGGACACAG